Molecule: messenger RNA, 1200 nt
Organism: Amphiprion ocellaris (clown anemonefish)
Lineage: Eukaryota; Metazoa; Chordata; Actinopteri; Pomacentridae
Gene: tmem60
Product: transmembrane protein 60
Exons: 2
Coding region: 255-659 (134 amino acids)
Source: RefSeq, a predicted model, not a curated record
UCGCUGUUACUGCUGCUAGCUUUAAUUAGCUUCAAGCUAACGUUAACUCAGCGCUGUGGUCGAGCUGCGUUUCUGCUAAAACUGUUGUUUAAAAGUGUUGACAUUUGUCUUCCCAGUGAAGAGUUUGUUUAAUAAACUUCAGCUUUAAGACGACAAGUUGACUCUUCUGCUAAAACUCGAUCCCUCUGUCCCCUUGGCUCUGGUCCUCAGUCUGUUUGAGUGGGUGACACUGGCUCCGGGCCAGUCCUCUAUAGAUGAAGAUGUCCCUGGCCCAGCGAGUGCUCCUCUCAUGGAUCUUUGCCCUGAUCUUCCUCAUCAUGCUGGUCCUCAAGCUGGACUCUAAAAUUCACUGGAACUGGUUCCUGAUCUUCUUGCCCGUGUGGACCUUUGACACCAUCCUCAUCCUCAUGCUGAUCGUGAAGAUGGCAGGCCGCUGCAAGCCAGACUUCGACCCCAGAGAUGGAGAGCAGAGUGUGAAGAGGAGGCUGUGGUACCUGACGGCGCUGCUGCUGAAGCUGGGCUUCUGUCUGACUCUGUGCUCCCGUCUGGAGAGACUCACGGAGACGUGGAUCAGCGUGGUUUGUGUCCCUCUGUGGGUGCUGCUGGGCGGAGCGCUGGUGGAGCUGGGACACAGCGUUUUCCAUUACAGGAGGGACUGAGCUACACAAGAGGACUAAAACUUUUUACACUUAAAUAUCUCAGACCAAGGAUGCAUCACUGAAAGUCAAUCAUGAACUUUGAUAGGAUCUUCUGCUCUAAGUUACUGUACACGAGGUCACUGCAGGGUGGAGGUUCAUGGGCUCCCAGAGAGUUCUACACUGGGCAGGUUUUAAUUAUAUGGAAGAGAAAUUAUCACGGGAGAAAACAUGACAUGCUUUCACUCACUACCUUAGGAUGUGUUCCUGUGCACACCACUUAUUAUGGUAUGGUUUUCACAUUUAGAGUAAAUCCAGCCUUCACUACACGUCUUUUAUCAACAGUCAAGAAAGAAGCUGGCUUCACUUCGCUCCUUGCUACGCAAAACUUUGACGUGCAAUUGAAAGCUCCGUUUUUCUGCACUGCGUGCCACUGAGCCAUAUCACAUGUGAAACCGUUUUUACAGAGAAUACUAUUUCUUAAAAUAGCCCUCUAUCAUUAACACUGAAUGUAAAGUCAGAACUUUCCAUCUGUAUGGAUUAAACAUCAUUUGCACUUUAAAAA